AUGGCGGCGGCGAUUGUGCGCAGGAUCCGCAUACGGCAAGACCUGCGUACCACGUCGGCGUUUGAGCGAGACAUGAAUGACAUGGUGGCACAGGACUUAUACGAGCAAAUUCUCCUCAGUAGCAUUCGCAGCGGCAGCGACCCGAAUGCAAAGGCAGUGGUCGAGGUGUACGAGGGCUACGUGGAGCCGAGCUACGACCCGGUGAAGGGCGCGAGCGUGGCUGCGAGCCAUCGACAGGCCAUUCAGGAGAUCUACAAGGAGCGCGAAGUUAUCAUCCGCACCCUGCGCUCCUCAGAGGAGCACCGCGAGCUUUCUGCCUUCGACCGGCUUCUGCGAGAGACCGAGUUCUACACCGGCGUUCGGGAGUGGACGGGGGCAUCGGCGCGCGGCCCGCGCAGUCGACUGUACCGUCACUCCAGGCACGACAACGAGGAGGAUUCGACCGGGUUCGACAUGAUGCACCUGACGGAGACGCCGUCCUACAUCCGCGGAAAGCUGCGCCCGUAUCAGAUCGAGGGCGUGAACUGGUUGCUCAGCCUCUUCUCGCGCGGCGUGAAUGGGAUUUUGGCAGAUGAGAUGGGGCUGGGCAAAACCUUCCAGACCAUCGCCACUAUCGCGUACCUCAAGUUCACUUUAGGGAUGCCGGGCCCGCACCUGGUCGUGUGCCCGAAGUCUGUGAUGGGGAACUGGUACCGCGAGUUCAAGCACUGGUGCCCUGGGCUCUUGGUGUACAAGUUCCACGCCUCUAGCGAUAUUCGGCCAAGCAUCGUCAAGGCUCACUUGCACCCUACCGAUCGCAUCAAGUACGACGUCAUUGUGACGACCUUUGAGAUGGUUCUGGAUGAGCUCAACUUGUUUAAGCGCAUUGCGUGGCAGUACUUGAUCGUCGAUGAGGCUCAUAAGCUGAAGAACGAGGAGGGGCGUGCCCAUACGGCGCUGGACUCCCUGCACACGUCGCACCGACUCAUUAUCACCGGCACGCCUCUGCAAAACAACCUCAAAGAGCUAUGGGCGCUGCUGCACUUCCUGGCACCACGCUUGUUCAGCGACUCUGAAUCCUUCGACACGUGGUUCGACACCGCGUCGGGCCAGCAGGACGCCAACGUCAUGUCAAACCUGCACAAGAUCCUCGCUCCCCUCAUGAUUCGUCGUCUCAAGGCUGAUGUGAGCACUGGCAUUCCGCCAAAGAAGGAGAUUUACGUGUCGUGCCAGCUCUCCAAGAAACAAAGAGAGUGGUACAUGAACGUCCUUGCGAAGGACGCCGAGGUGCUGAACAAGGCUGGCGGCAGUGUUGCCUCUCUGACGAAUGCCAUGAUGAGUCUUCGAAAAGUGAUCAAUCACCCUUACCUUAUGGACGGCGGCGAGGAGGGGCCUCCGUUCGUCACGGAUGAAAAGUUGGUGAGAACGAGUGGCAAGAUGAUCAUUCUGGACAAGCUGCUGCACCGAUUGAGGGCUGAUGUGCAGGGCAAGCACAAGGUGCUCAUCUUCUCUCAGUUCACCUCGAUGCUUAACAUUUUGGAGGACUACUGCAACAUGCGCGGCUUCAUGUACUGUCGCAUCGAUGGCAACACCAGCGGCUACGACAGAGAUUCCCAGAUGGCAUCUUUCAACUCCCCCUCGAGCGACUAUUUCAUUUUUCUGCUAUCCACCCGCGCUGGCGGUCUCGGCAUCAACCUUCAGGCUGCGAAUCACGUCAUUCUGUACGACUCCGACUGGAACCCGCAGAUGGACUUGCAGGCGCAAGAUCGCGCGCAUCGCAUCGGCCAGAAACGUAGCGUCCGCGUCUACCGCUUCGUCACGGACGGUACGCUGGAAGAGAAGAUGUACCGCCGAGCUCUAAAGAAGCUCUACCUGGAUGCGGUGGUGGUGCAGCAGGGCCGACUGCAGUCGAAGGCGACGAAUCAGGCCUCCAAGGAGGAGCUGCUGUCCAUGAUCAAGUUUGGCGCCGAGGAGAUUUUUAAAACACGUCACGAGGACGUUACGGAGGCCGAUAUCGAUCGUCUACUCGAUGAGGGAGAGACGAUCUCGAACCAGCUGACGAGCGAAGCCAAGCAGCAGGUGCAGAUGUCCCUCGCCAGCUUUCAGCUCGGUGCGGAGGAGGCGAAUAUUUACGACUUUGAGGGCGUAAGCUACAAAACCGGCGCAGAGUCGCGGAUUUUGCACGUCAGGCUGAGCUCGCCGGUGAGCCAAGGGGAGUUGCAGGCACAGUGCUCGCAGCAUGGAGAGGUGAUCAAGGCCGUUCUGCACCCCAACCUGAGGGAGGCGUUGGUGUACUUCCGCUCAACCAGUGGGGCCAUGGAGGCCAAGGCGAAGCUGCCCUACGAAUCGGCCUUCGCUAGCCGAGACUCGCAGACAGUGGUGUCAAGUGACAUGAUUGCGGAGUGCAUCGGCGUGGGCGAGAAACUGGGCCGCGGCCAUCGCAUGCGUGGACCGGUGCAGCUCUUCACCGAGGCGGAUGUAGAGUCUAUGCAGAAGAAGGUAACCAAGGGACCGCCGCUGAAGCUGCCGAAGCUCCCCAAGUUUCACCCGUACCAGCUGUACAACGCGAAGCGGCUGACGGAGCUGCACAACACGGAGGUGGCGCUGAUGGUACGCAACUGGAAGCGCAAGUACGAGGAGAAGAGCGACGCGCAGAAGAGCAAGGAGAACAACGAGGAGGCUGGCGACGAGGCCGAGGACGAAGACGAGCUCCUGACCGAGGUGGAGCAAGAGGAGCGAGAGCGGCUGAUGAGCGAGGGCUUCCCGACCUGGACCUUCUACGAGUACCGCUCGGUAGUGUCAGCCCUUACCAGCGGAAAGAUGGAUCUCACCGACUACACUGCCAUCGCUGCUGCAGUGGGUGGAACCAAGACGGUGGGCGAGGUGCGUGACUACGUGGUUGCCCUGCUGGAGCGUGGUGAGCAGUGCAUCAAGAAAUUCGCCCUCGUGGAGGAGCGCAUCAAGAAGGCGAGGGUGAGGCGCGAAGCGAAAGAGAACGUCUUCAAAGCUGCCAAGUGGAAGGUGGAGACGUGCGAGCACCCAGAGAAGGAGCUCACCUUUAAGGCGCGCGGCAACGUAGCACUUGAUCGGGAGAUCUUUCUCAUGGCCUACGAGACUGGGUUCAAGGCGAACAACACGAGCGAGCUGGUGCGUACUCGCCCCCAGCACAUCUUCAAUGUCUGGUAUCAGUCCCGCCCUGACGGUUUCUUUAGCAAGCGUUUGCACACGUUGAUGAAGUCAGUGCAACGGGAGUGGGAGAAGCCGGCGGAGGAUGACGGCGCCAUGCCAAGUAAGAGUCGCCGUCGCCUGGAGAUUUGA
Molecule: messenger RNA, 3297 nt
Organism: Leishmania mexicana MHOM/GT/2001/U1103
Lineage: Eukaryota; Euglenozoa; Kinetoplastea; Trypanosomatida; Trypanosomatidae
Product: putative DNA-dependent ATPase
Exons: 1
Coding region: 1-3297 (1098 amino acids)
Biological process (GO): regulation of transcription by RNA polymerase II; nucleosome organization
Cellular component (GO): chromatin; nucleus
Molecular function (GO): ATP hydrolysis activity; histone binding; DNA binding
Source: RefSeq, a predicted model, not a curated record